UUGCAUUCAAGCAAACAAUAAUAACUAUUAUUUCUCCUAGAGUUCCAAUAUAAUGAAGUUUAUCUUAUCAUCUUUGGGAUCCAAGUUUUUCUGUUUUAAGCUUCAAUGUUACCUGUUUUUAGUACUCAUUGGAGGAGUUUCAGCUCAACUAACACCAAAUUUCUAUUCAAACUCAUGCCCAAAUUUACUCUCCACAAUCCAAUCCGUUGUUCAAUCUGCUGUGAGAAACGAGGCUCGCAUGGGAGCAUCCUUGCUUCGGCUUCAUUUCCAUGAUUGCUUUGUUAAUGGUUGUGACGGUUCGAUUUUACUUAACGAUACUGCCAACUUUACUGGAGAAAAAACUGCAGCUCCAAAUAUUAAUUCCGUGAGAGGCUUUGAGGUGAUUGACGCCAUAAAAGCUCGGGUUGAGAGUAUAUGUGCCGGUGUUGUUUCUUGCGCCGAUAUUUUAGCAGUUGCUGCUAGAGACUCCGUAGUUGAGCUUGGUGGACCAAGUUGGACCGUGCUACUAGGAAGAAGAGAUUCAACUACAGCAAAUUUAACUGCAGCUAAUGUCAAUCUCCCUGCUCCAACUAUGAAUAUAAGCCAGCUCACUAAAAUGUUCUCUGACCAUGGACUUAAUCCACAAGAUUUGGUUGCUUUAUCAGGAGCUCACACUAUUGGUGUUGCAAAAUGCUCCAAUUUCCAAAAUCGCCUCUCACAAGACUCCAACAUAAACCCCACAUUUGCUUCAUCUUUACAAGGAACUUGCCCUAGUGAUGGGUCAGGGGCCAACAACACCGUGCCACUCGACAAAACCCCAACGACGUUUGAUAAUGUCUACUUCAAUAACUUGUUGAGUUCACAAGAUCUUCUUCACUCCGACCAGGAAUUGUUCAAUGGUACCGGAUCAACAGACUCUAUAGUCUCGUCUUAUAGUUCAAAUUCUUCAACAUUCUUCAGAGACUUUGCCAAUGCAAUGAUAAAGAUGGGCAACAUAGAUGUUCUUACGGGCACAAAUGGAGAAAUCAGAACCAGUUGUUGGAAGACCAACACUGAUGCUUCAACCUUGAUUGAAGAGAAGAUUUUCGAUAUAAUCACAACUCUCUUUGAUGUCUAAGGAGAUAUGGGAUUACCGAAAGAAACUUAAACUUCCUUACAUAUAUAUAUAAAAAGGAUUCUACUUGUGCUUUAGGUGUGGUGUAUUUUAGUAAACUAAGGAAGACUAUGUGUAUUCUAGUAAACUAAGACUAUAUGACAUACUAUGUAUCAAUGUAUAUAUGUGAAACAACUAGCUACUAAGAAAUAGGAAUAACCUACCAAUGGUAUUAUCCAAGGUAUCAUCCAUAUAUAUACCAAUAUGCAUGGUAUAUGAUUUGUAUUAAACACUUGGUAGAUACUCAUUGUAAAGCAAGAUAGUAUUAUCAUAAAUAAUAUGGACCAAUAUAAUUUUAUA
This is a messenger RNA of Chenopodium quinoa (quinoa), 1432 nucleotides long. RefSeq names its product cationic peroxidase 1-like. The coding region runs from base 53 to 1096 and encodes 347 amino acids. Gene Ontology annotation, biological process: hydrogen peroxide catabolic process; response to oxidative stress. The record is from RefSeq and is a predicted model, not a curated record. Gene Ontology annotation, molecular function: heme binding; peroxidase activity. Lineage: Eukaryota; Viridiplantae; Streptophyta; Magnoliopsida; Caryophyllales; Amaranthaceae. The transcript has 4 exons.